ACUUGGGAGCAAUUAGGCUGAGGCAGAUGAAGCUCCUCAGCCCUCCCCACCUCUAGCAAUAUAAAUUGGCGGGUCCUUUGGCGUGCCUUCAUUCAGCCAGGCGUUCCCCAAGCCGCGGAGGAGCCACGUUCCUAAGGCUUCGGAGAACUUGGGCGCCAUCCCGGGGGACGACCAGGGGACGGUUUUCCCUCGACGGCGCGUCUCGCCACCACCUCGUCCUUCUCCCCCCACCAGGGCUCCUUUUGCCUGGCCGGCUCCUGCCUUCUUCGACGGGGCACCAAAACGACGCGGGCGACGAUGAUGAAAACCCUGGCCGUUCUCGCCGUGCUUUUCCUCGUCUCGGCGCAGGCGUUCGCCGAGGAACCGGGAGACGCCGAUGAGCUGAAUUACUGGUCCGACUGGUCCGACGGCGAGCCAAACAAGGAAGAGUUAUCCUUACCCUUCGAGCACUUCCUGCAGAGAAUUGCCAGGCGCCCCAGACCUCAGCAGUUCUAUGGCUUAAUGGGCAAACGAGAUGCUGGAUAUGGCCCUCUGUCCCAUAAAAGACAUAAAACAGAUUCUUUUGUUGGACUGAUGGGCAAAAGAGCUUUAAGUUCUGGAUCUUCUGAGUGGAACACAGCACAAAUGUAUGAAAGAAGACGUAAAUAAGUUCUUGCCAUUUAUUUGUUGUAAUUUGUUUGUGGCCAAGUUAGUUAAUGUAAUAUAAAAUAGCCAUUGUAAGGAAUAACUAUUUAUUUAUG
Pogona vitticeps (central bearded dragon) is the source of this 740-nucleotide messenger RNA. It is a transcript of the gene TAC1, whose product is annotated as tachykinin precursor 1. Lineage: Eukaryota; Metazoa; Chordata; Lepidosauria; Squamata; Agamidae. The record is from RefSeq and is a predicted model, not a curated record. Gene Ontology annotation, biological process: tachykinin receptor signaling pathway.